GAACAGAAUUGGAUACCAACAAUGAGUUGAUGAUUAAUUUAUUAAAUAAGGCCCAUAAUACUGUCUACAAAUACAGAGAUGAUAAAACCCUACUACACAAGGCAGCCGAAUAAUAACAAAAAAAAAAAAAUGGACCUGAUGAUAACGUCGAGCGCAGAGAUGAAGAAGAUUACGAGUCUCGAUGAUGAUAAGCUUUGGGCAGGAUUUGAUUGGGAGGAAACUGAUAAAAUCCUGAGUGGUGAAAUUAAACCCAGGACCUUGAUCACUAGUUAUCCUUUCCCAGCUAUUCGAUAUCCUCAGAGAGGACCUUUGAUUGCACAGGAAUUGGUCUCAGUGUUCCCGAAUUCUUGCUACAUGAGGAGAGGGAUUAGAUCCAAAUUACAUGAGGUCAUAGCAAAAGCUAAAAAGAAGCAUUUUACAUCUCUAAUUCUCACUCAUACAAACUCUCGUGGACAUGAUGAACUCAUUAUCAUAAGCUUGCUGAAUGGUGCAUCCGCUGUUUUCAGUGUUAUUGAUUUCAUCCCACGGGCUGAUAUACCGAAUUGUGCAAAUCCCCUGAGCCGCCGCAUAUAUCCUGAGCUUCAUAUGAAGAGUUUUGAUUCUCAGGCCAGUGUUGGCACAGCCAGAAUGAUACAAGCACUCUUCCCCAAGGUCACUUCUUCUGGUGGAAGGCCUGUUGCAUGGUUUCAGAAGCAGAAUAAUCAUAUAUUUUUUCGAUCUCAUCGUUUCUGCUAUGAGGAAGCACUUUCAGGAGAAAGUUCAAGUGUUCGCAGACAAGUACAGGAAUGUGGACCUCGCUUCGCACUCAAGUUAAAGGCUGUUGAAAGAGUAUCGUUUGAAACCGGGAAAUUCAAAUUGCUUUGUGUGGUAAAUCACUGCAAGACUGAUUUUGUUUGAUGAGUAGUUUCUCUUGACAAGCCCUACCUAACACAACACAUUGUUUCUCCUUUGUUUUAGGAAGUCUUGGAUGAUUAUGCCUAGAUCAUUUCAGCUUUGACGACCCUUCUUGUUACGGUAGUCUGCGUAUUUCGUCUAAUUUGUUUGUCCUAGUCCAUGUUUUGUGCACAACUAAAACAAAAAAUCCAACUUUUA
This is a messenger RNA of Arabidopsis arenosa, 1092 nucleotides long. NCBI's taxonomy places the organism in Eukaryota, Viridiplantae, Streptophyta, Magnoliopsida, Brassicales, Brassicaceae. The record is from the annotation of a GenBank genome assembly.